This is a messenger RNA of Triticum aestivum (bread wheat), 1163 nucleotides long. RefSeq lists its product as uncharacterized. The record is from RefSeq and is a predicted model, not a curated record. The coding region runs from base 209 to 898 and encodes 229 amino acids. The transcript is spliced from 4 exons. Lineage: Eukaryota; Viridiplantae; Streptophyta; Magnoliopsida; Poales; Poaceae.
GUGUGCGUGCACUCGUCGUGCUCGGCUAUCAUCAGUCGUCCUAACGACCUCUGCUCUAUCGUCUACUCCAUCUUGUUCCAUCCAAAUAUAUACCUCAGCUCAGCUGUGUUCACUUCCUGUUACUUCACCAGCGAGCUACCAGCCAAACACCCAAGCAAGCAAGCUAGUGGGUAGCCCAGCCCCAGCAGAGCGAUCGUGAUCGUGAUCGAUGGAGCCCAGCCGCCACCGUGUGCCGGCGGCGGCGGCGCUGCUCGUGCUCGUGGCGGUGGCGGCCGUCGUCGGGCGCUGUGGCGCGCAGCUGCCGAUCCCGGUGAGGACGGACGGGUUCCUGUACGGCGGGAAGUCGGCCGCGCCGGCGUGGGGCGACGCGGUGGUCGUCGAGGCCUUCUUCGACCCCGUCUGCCCCGACAGCCGCGACGCCUGGCCGCCGCUGCAGAGGGCCGCCGCCCACUACGGCGCCCGCCGCGUCGCCGUCGUCGUCCACCUCUUCCCGCUCCCUUACCACAGCAGCGCCUUCAUGGCUUGCCGGUCGAUCCACACGGUGCACAAGCUAAAUGCGUCAGCCGUGUAUCCCCUGCUCGAAAACUUCUUCAAAUACCAGGAGGGUUAUUACAACAUGCCGACAUACACCAAAACAAGAGCAGCGGUGGUCGCCGAAAUAGCUAACAACCUUGUCGCCCCUGUCAUUGGUGAGGCCAACUUGGCAGCAUACAGAGCGGGCUUCAACGACUCACAGUCAGAUCAGGCCACAAGGAUUUCCUUCAAGUUUGGUUGUGCACGAGGCGUCACCGGGACACCCUACUACUUUGUUAAUGGCAUACCACUCAGUGACUCUGGUUCUCCUAUGGACUACAACAAGUGGAUAUCCACACUUGAUCCGUUGGUUGGCAAGAUGUAGGGAGCUAUCUCGCUGCAAAUAAAUAUCUCUAAAUUGUAACCAAUAUUAGCCAAAUAAGUGGAAGACAUACAUAGUUUGAUUUUUCCAUAAUGUUGAUGGAAGUAUGUGUUCAUUAUCAUGAUAAUGUUUGUAAGUCAGGCAUGUAGUUCCCUCGAUGGCCUCCCCCCCCUUGUGCACGCGGAAAUUAAUUGACAGCUUUGGAGCAUGUUUUUCUAUAAGGGUUUGCAAUUCGAGUAUGCGAAUACAAUGAGUACAAAAAUCCAAA